CAUUGACCAAUAAAGAUACAGUCAAUGAAAUAAGCAACCCAAAACUAUUCCCUAAGAAGAAGAAAUAUUAGCAAUCAUUUGUGGGCAAAGCUUACACAUAAUCUAGCAAAAUUUUGCUACUUAGAGAAACAAAUUCAUCUUGUUUAUUUAGCUAUCCGGGUUGACUGGUAACAAAGUCCCUGUAGAGCUGGAAACAGAGAACAACAUGGACUGUAGUUGCUAAUAGGUUUUGUUGUUAGGGGACAGUUUUGUGGUGCUCAUUUUAUUGAUUGCAUUUUUAUUGGUUAAAGACCAAAAUAUAACUUUUGUCUUUUAUUGCAUUUCAGUACACUAUAAAGUUCUGUUUUGCCCCACCCAGUGCUUAGUGUACACAGUAUUUAUGGAAUAAUUGUAUCUCUUCACUAGAAAUAUAUGCAUCUUGUGUUAAGCAAAUAGUUGCCAAGGUAUAGAUGGCUAUUUUGAGACUUUCCAAUUUCUCUCCUCCUGGUGGGGGCACGGGGAAACAAAAUAGGUAAAGCUGAUGUUAGAAACUGGAGUGUAAUUUAACUAUUGUGCUCACUGAGUCUUGAAGGAGUUUAAUGUGUUGGGAAGAAAAGUUUUAAAAAAACUUAAUAUGUAAAGUGGCUGCUUUUAAAUUUGAUGCAUGAAUGUGUUUCCCCUCCCAGGAAAGGCCAUUUUGGGGCCUCUACUAUCAACCACUUCAAAGAAAAAUGCGAGACAGUCAUAGUACUUGUGUUCCUCCUGCAGUCACUGCUGUAGUGAAGCCAGGGAACGCACGACAACGCGGCACGCAGGGUGCUUUGGCUUCUGGUGGUUCUACACAGGGGCUUGAGAGGGAACUUUCCACAACAGCCUUGAAAAUUUCGCGGCAGCCAUUUUUUCUGCUACGCAGAGAAGAACAAGAAGCAUUCUUCAAUCUCCUAGAAGAUGGCUUGGUACAAGACUUCCUGUCUAUGGACACGUGUUACAGAAUCUCAGAUAAGUAUCUUAUCGCCAUGACUAUGAUGUACUUCAAACGAGCCGGCCUCCAUACCAAAGAAUAUACACGGAUCAAUCUCUUCAUAGCUCUGUACUUAGCCAAUGACAUGGAAGAAGACACAGAAGACUAUAAAUAUGAAAUCUUCCCCUGGGCACUUGGUGACAACUGGAGGAAGCUAUUUCCAGAUUUCUUAAAAAUGAGAGAUGGUUUUUGGGCUAAAAUGAAGUACAGGGCGUUCGUUAGCCGGAGAUGUUGUGAUGAGAUAAUGCUGAGAGACCCCUCGCACUGGGCCUGGUCCCGUGAACGAGCGUCUCACCACAGCGGGGCGCUGAGAAGUUACCUGAAGAAUGAAAACGACUUCUUCCCCAGAGGGCCUGGCCUUACACCCCCCAUGUGCCUUCUCUGCGUUUGGGACGUGGAAGAAAAGGAGGCUCAGAUCAGCCCCCCUGCCAAUGACCUCUUGUCCUCAGAAGCGUUGAACGGAGAUUUGGAAAGCUGUCCUUUCCUAGUGUUGGAUUCAGAGACUAACUACACUAUGAUGCAAAUCUUACAGGGACCCACCAUGGAGACAGAUGGAACAGAGAAAGUUUGGCAGUUCUUGGCAUAAUGGCUGAUGGCUGAAGACCCCCUCUGCACACCAGAUUUCCCCCCCCCAUCGGAGUAGUAGUAUUCUUGGAUGUCCUUCCUCUUCCAUCUACAUCUGCGGCAAACUAUUUAUAAGCACUUUAUCUUCCUGUUCGUAGAGAGGACACUCAGCAAUACUUAACAUAUUUGUAUAUAUAUUAAAAACUAUGAAUUGUGACUUGUACAGUGCCAAAGUGUGCCGGUUGGACAGACUCUUAAUAAAGACAUCUAGGAGAACAGGCUGGCAUGGAUAUAUUUUCAAGCUUUUUAUGACAUUUUACUCUGGUUCGUUUGUUUAUUUGUAGAAUUACAAGCUUUUUAUUAAACUGCUGUUUUAGCCCAAAGGCAUCUGGAAUAAUUUCCAGAGCUAUUAAAAAGUGACACUCCCUGUGCCCAGAUAUUCAGACACAAGGGCAAAAAGAGGAAGAGAAAAUUUGAACAAUUUCUAGUUUGUUACUGGUGCAGUCCUUGCCAUUGAUGUUUAUGGUGGGAAUUUUGGGGUGGCCCAGAGCAAAGUGAGAACUUUAAAGAUUUAAAGCCAUUUCUCUCUAUUAGCGGUAUCCUAAUGCAAUGGCUAUGAGAUUUCCAACUCACUUUUUUUUUGUACCUCGUUGGCCCUUCAGCCAGCUAAUGAAAUAUUAGAAACCUAAAGUCAAAUAAAUGGAAAGGCAGGGAUAAAAAUGGUAAUGGACACCUUCCUGUUAACUAUAUUAAUAUAACAACAGAUAGGUCUGAAAAAUCCGAAUGAGAACACUUGUACUUGCUGGAAGUUUCUGAAACAGAGAGCUGGCAAGGAUAUCCUAUUUUUAUUUAUCAAAUUCAGAAACCACCCAUCUCACUCUUAACUCCUUCACUUUUCUUCUCCCCGGUACAAAUAUGCUUUCUUUGAAGCAAAACUGCAAGGUUAAAAAAAAUGAACAUUUUGGGGGAAACGUUCUCUCUUUUUUUUAAGAAUAUGGUCUAUCAUCCAGGAUUCUAGGCCCUAGCAACAAUUUUAAAUUGACUAGAGAGUGAAUUGGAGCUGGCAUAAUAAGGCAGAUUUCUCAGCCUUGGCAAAUCAGCUGGUUUUGCCCUGCGUUUGCAUUUUAGCUAGCCUGUGUGCAAAACCUGAACAUAAACCAUGGCUAGCCAUGGGCAAACAUACUAUAGAAAGCCAGGAUACAACAAAAGUCCAUGUUCUAACAGCUGGGUAGUGUCGACUACUUUGCCCCAACCUCAACCAUUUUAAAAGUAUCUUUUCUUUCUCCCCACAACGUAUAUCAAUAUGAUGGUUCGGACAAUGGUGGUCUGAAUCCAGACAGCGGCAUAUUAACUAGUGUCACAGAUUAGUUUGAUUUAGCGAUGAAACCAGGAAGCUAGAAAUAGGAAGAUUAUGAGUACUUGUUCCAUUUUGGUCAUGGAAUCACCAGGAGAUGGUGAGUUCUAGUCCUGCCUUAGGCAUGAAAGCUAGCAGG
Crotalus tigris (Tiger rattlesnake) is the source of this 3057-nucleotide messenger RNA. It is a transcript of the gene SPDYC, whose product is annotated as speedy/RINGO cell cycle regulator family member C. Gene Ontology annotation, biological process: positive regulation of cyclin-dependent protein serine/threonine kinase activity. The record is from RefSeq and is a predicted model, not a curated record. Gene Ontology annotation, molecular function: protein kinase binding. Bases 648 to 1586 code for a protein of 312 amino acids. The transcript has 6 exons. NCBI's taxonomy places the organism in Eukaryota, Metazoa, Chordata, Lepidosauria, Squamata, Viperidae.